Gossypium arboreum is the source of this 1365-nucleotide messenger RNA. RefSeq names its product type 2 DNA topoisomerase 6 subunit B-like. Gene Ontology annotation, cellular component: condensed chromosome. NCBI's taxonomy places the organism in Eukaryota, Viridiplantae, Streptophyta, Magnoliopsida, Malvales, Malvaceae. The transcript is spliced from 9 exons. Gene Ontology annotation, biological process: reciprocal meiotic recombination; meiotic DNA double-strand break formation. The record is from RefSeq and is a predicted model, not a curated record. Gene Ontology annotation, molecular function: protein-macromolecule adaptor activity. The annotation marks the transcript as partial.
UUGACUUCUGCUGCAGAUGGGUUGAUUUCCAUCAAAACUACCAGCAUUAGUGAUAAUAAGAUAUAUCAUUAUCACUUAAAUCUUAGAGGAAGUGUUUCUGCCAGAAGGCUGACUAGGCUACCUUCAAUUCCUAAGAAUGAUGCCAAGUUCAGUGGCACCGAAGUAUGUCUGUCCAUUUCUGAGACUAUUGAUGCCUUGCUGAACGAUAUCAAACACUACUUUCAGAAGAUGCUGAUUCUAAAGAUCCCCAGUGUAGCAGCUGAACUGGUGAUUGAACGAGGGGAUGCUUCUGGGUUGCGAUGUCAAAAUGUCUUUUUACCUAAUGAAUGCAGCCCUUUGAACUUUUCAAGCUCCAAUGUUGAAAGACUAAAGUCUGGCCUUGAAGAAUAUGUUUUGAAGCACAGAAAUAGCUUAAACAAUAAAUGUGAUUCUUGCUUCUGCAGUAGGGAGAAACUUAAGAUCAGUAGUGGAGUAGCACGCAGCAUGGAAAGCCAUAGGAGUCCCGGACUAAUUGUGGAAGCAGUAAUUGCAAUAAGUGAACAUUCGGAAUCUCUUUGCUUCAGGUCAUCCGGCAACAAAACAGAGGUUUUGCAUUUUAAAGAUUUCUCACCAAGUUCAGUAUCCAUUGCAUCCCUCAAUGCAUUGACUAGCAUUGACUGGAGAAGUUAUGGGUUAACGUUGGUGAGUGCUGUGGAUCAAGUUGACCAUGCACUGAUAGAGUGGGAAAGUUUACCCCCUUAUCUUCAUAUAGAUAUGGUGAUACACUGCUAUCAUAAACAGGUCAUAACAUUUCCUGGAAAAUGUAAAUAUCAACCUGACCGGCAUCUUAUUAAAAAGGGAGUGAAACUUGCCUUGGAUGAUUUGAAGGAGAAACACACCGGACUUCUUCUUAGUGCACAUGCCGUGAAGAUUUGCAGUUAUGCCCCAGACCUUGCAAGCUCAAUUGCUGGCAUCAUCUUGUCAUCUAAUGAUGUGAAGUUCCGAAGCAAAUGCUCCUUGCUUCUUGAACUAUCUCAGUCUCAAGAGAUCGGAAAGCAAACCGUUGAAGAUCGUAUCAAGGAAAAGAUAAUCUCAGUCAUAGAGACAAACGAUAGGAAGCCAGAGAAAAUCAAAGAGGCUGCACCUUUUCUUUUUGAAGAUGACCGUCCCCAGGACAUAGACCCAGCCGACUUAUAUUUGGAGGAACACGAAGGAGGUGAUGAUGUUUUUAGUUUCCCAGAUUGAUUGAUAUGUUAAUACUUUAUCCUCAUGCAAUUAACCAAUUCCAUCCAGUUUCGGCAUGAUAAAAAGAACAUGCAUGCUUUGCAUAAGGCAAAGGAUCAGUCCUUACACUAUGAGUAAUAGUUAAUACAUCUCUCUUCAAUA